GAUCGGGAGGUUUUGGCACAGUAUUUAAAGUAAGGCAUAGACUUGACAAUGAAAUAUAUGCCAUCAAAAGGGUUGAGUUCAAAGGUAUGAUUGACAAAAAUCAAGUCCUUCGAGAAGUGGAAAGCCUAAUAAAAGUGCGGUCGGAAUAUGUGGUCAAAUAUUACAAUUCGUGGUCCGAAGGCAAACACCUCUACAUUCAGAUGGAGUACUGUUCACAGAAUCUCAAGAAUAUUCUCGAAGUCAAGGCACAUGUGUUUGAUCGACAACCUGGAGAUCCUAUGAAUUGUUACGAAUACUUAAUUUCGUGCGAAAUAUUCCGAGAGAUCUUACAAUGUGUUCAAUAUUUACAUGAAUUGAAUCCACAGAUCAUUCACAGAGACCUCAAACCCGACAAUAUAUUAAUAGUUAAGGAUGUAGGGAACGGUAGGUUUGUUAAGUUAUGCGACUUUGGUUUGGCUACAGUUCACGAUAAAGAUAUUAAUUAUAAUACUUGUGGUAAGCAUACUACUGGAGUGGGAACCAUAAAGUACCAAGCACCUGAAAUUGGUCAUGGUACACCGUAUGGACAUAAAGCAGAUAUUUAUAGUCUGGCUCUAAUUGGUGGGGAGAUAUUUGACUUGAUCCUAUUUAAUUAUGACCCUGAUAAG
Oppiella nova is the source of this 647-nucleotide messenger RNA. The record is from the annotation of a GenBank genome assembly. NCBI's taxonomy places the organism in Eukaryota, Metazoa, Arthropoda, Arachnida, Sarcoptiformes, Oppiidae.